AGCCUGGUUUGGGAGCUCUGCUGACACGAGGAGCCCUCGGAGUGGCGGGAGGAAGAACAGCCUGACCCAGGUGGGCUCCCAGCACGUGCUCCCGGGUGCCUGAGCGUGGGCUGAGGCUCUGCCACUCCACACACCUACUUCCUGCAAUCCUGGCAAUUACCAAUAGAGUAAAACCCAUUUCUGACGUGGCUGACUCAGCAAGGGCUUGGCUCAAAACAAACACAACCACGCAAGGAGCCGCUGAAGCAGCGCCGGGUGGCACAUGAAGGGACGGCGGCGGCAGCGCUGCGGAGUUUUGGCACUCUGGGUCCAACCUGGCUGAAUUCCUGGACUCCUGGCUCAGCUCUCCCUGGACUUGAUGCUUCAUCCUGGUGAGCGUGGCAGGCCCAGCUCUCCGAGUGCUCCAGCAGCUUCUCCUCUCCUGGACUGCGGGCCGCUCCAACAGGGCCUCCGGGAACGGGGCAGGAAGAGGCUGUUCCUGUUGCGUGGCUCUCUGCUGAUCCCGUCUGUGAGGAGUCAGCGUUCCUGCUCCUCGCUGCCCUCCCUCAGCAUGGAUACUUGGCGCAGGGGCUCCAUCAAGUCCACCACCUUCUUCCGACGCUUCUCCCUCAGGAGGCACAAAAAGCUGGGCAACCAAGUCAUCAUCCUGAACCAGAACAGCCACACUCUGGACACGGACGGCCAGAAGAGGGAAUGCUUGAGGGACAAGUCUGAGUACCUGUCCUGUCAGAGCGAGCAGAACCUGGCCAAGGCACAAGCCCCUCCCAAGCCUCCCCGGCUGUACCUGGACAGUUCCAGCUGCCCCAACAUCAUCGACCACACGGAUUCCCACUCCGACCUCUCCUUUUCCGACUCUGCUCCGUACCACAAAGCCACCCCAACGCACAAGGACCAGGCUACGGAGCACAGCGCUUCGGAGGCAGGUCUUCCAAACAGCACCACUCUUCCCGACCUGGCUGACCCCUUCCUGUCCUUCAAAGUGGAUUUGGGACUCUCUCUCCUCGAGGAUGUGCUGCAGACCCUCAGGAAACAGAACCCGAGGGAUUACGCCAUUUGAAGGUAUUCUUUGUCCA
Molecule: messenger RNA, 1073 nt
Organism: Ficedula albicollis (Collared flycatcher)
Lineage: Eukaryota; Metazoa; Chordata; Aves; Passeriformes; Muscicapidae
Gene: C5H15orf62
Product: chromosome 5 open reading frame, human C15orf62
Exons: 2
Coding region: 359-1057 (232 amino acids)
Source: RefSeq, a predicted model, not a curated record